Molecule: messenger RNA, 1290 nt
Organism: Naumovozyma castellii
Lineage: Eukaryota; Fungi; Ascomycota; Saccharomycetes; Saccharomycetales; Saccharomycetaceae
Product: SRP1/TIP1 family protein
Exons: 1
Coding region: 1-1290 (429 amino acids)
Source: RefSeq, a predicted model, not a curated record
AUGAUUGAACUGAUGGUCUACGUUAAAGAUAUCGUUGCCUACAGGGAUGAUUAUUUGUCCAUGCAAAAGGCUAAUCCAGCUAUGCCAUAUCCAGCUGAAAUGCCCCGUGCCGUACUUGCUGCUAUAAUGGGAGAUAAAAGUAAAUUUACUACUCUAUUUUCCACCAUCCCAGCCACUGAAGUCGAUUUUAUGGUUACCGGUGUUCCAUGGUAUUCAACUAGAUUAAGCUCUCUUAUCGCUGCUGCACUUUCUUCUGAAGGUGUUGUUAUUGAAGUGCCAACCCCAUCUUCAAUUAUCACAAGUACUGCUGCUCCUUCAUCAUCAAUUUUAACUUCCUCUGCUGCAUCCUCUGUUGCCAGCUCUUCUGUUGUCGGCUCUUCUGCUGUAUCCCCUGUCGUCAGUUCUUCUGUUGCCAGUUCUUCUGUUGCAUCCUCUGUUGUCUCCUCAGUUCAAAGCUCUGUAGCUGCCAGCUCUUCUGUUGUAUCUUCAGGCGCAUCCUCUGUUGAAAGCUCUGUAGCUGCUACCUCCUCUGCUGCAUCCUCUGUUGAAAGAUCUGUAGCUGCUACCUCCUCUGCUGCAUCCUCUAUUGCUAGCUCCUCCUCUUCCAAUUCCUCAUUUGUUAGCUCCUCAUCAGUUGUUUCCCCUAUUGUAAGCUCUUCUGCUAACAUCAUCUCUACUCCAGUAACUUCUAGUGCAUCCUCGAAGUUCUCUAACUCCACUGUUGCUGCCACUUCCACUCCUGCUACCGCCAAGGAUGUCACUCGUACCACUAACAUCAACCUAACCACCUUGAAGACCAUCACUCAUUGUGAUGAUGUUUGUACCAAGUCCAUCUACGCUUCCGCCGCUGCUAACAGUGCAAGUGUCAUAACUGUUACCAGCGAAGGUACUACUUACUUGACCGUUACUUACUGUCCAUUGACUGCUACACCAACCGAAAAUACUGUCACUUUGUCCACCGGUGCCACAACUUUGGUUACUGUCACUCAAUGUGACGAAGUUUGCUCUCAAUCUAAGGCUUCUGUUGCCUCUGCAUCUGCUGCUCAAGCUGCUACCACUACCACUACCGCUAAGGUAACAAAGGCUUCUUCUGCUGCUCAAACUUCCAAGACUAACGCUGUCGAAACUGUUUCUCCAAGUGCAGGUAAGGCCACCACUGUUUCCAGUGUUGCUCAAUUCACUUCAAGUGCAUCUUCCCCAGCCAUUGCUGAACAAACCGCUAAUGGUGCUAUGAAGAGAGUUGCUGGCCUAGGUGCUGGUGUUGUCGGUGCUGCUAUGCUAUUAUUGUAA